AGGAGAUCGCAUCACCAGAGGAAAUCUCCCUUUUCUUACAUGAGGGUUCGCUCGAAGCCAGAGAAACCCACCAAAGAUGACCAGCAUGCAGGCGUGUACACACCAGUGCUGCAGUCAGGGCAUCAAUUUUGUAUAGGAAAUGACUGUUGAGGCAGCGCAGCGAUGGUAGUGAGGCACUUAGGCUGAGCACGCCUCCCUCUCUCUCUCCCCUCUUUAACCACGGGCUGAAGGGAGGAGGGUUCCGCUUCGUUUUUUUCCCCCUGCAAUGGGGGGAAGAGAGCGCUGGCAGCAGAAUCAUGUCUGCCUCCGACUCGAGCGCUACAGGACUCAUCUGUAACAAGGGUUCAGCCGAUUCCUACACUAGUCGACCCUCUGAUUCCGACCUGUCCCUGGAGGAGGACCAGGAGGCGUCUCGGCGUGAAGCCGAGCGCCAGGCUCAGCUGCAGCUGGAGAGAGCCAAGUCUAAACCCGUAGCAUUUGCAGUGAAAACCAACGUAAGUUACUGCGGCGCCCUUGAUGAAGAUUGUCCAGUCCAAGGUGCUGCUAUCAACUUUGAAACCAAAGACUUUCUGCACAUAAAAGAGAAAUACAACAAUGACUGGUGGAUUGGUCGGCUGGUGAAGGAAGGCGCAGACAUCACUUUCAUCCCGAGCCCGGUAAAACUGGAGGCCAUGAGGAUAAAACAAGAGCAGAAAGCAGCAGCAAGGAAAGGAGGGAACGCUUCAUCCGGAGGCUGGAGGUCCACCCCUCCAUCUGCAGCCAAACAGAAGCAGAAACAGACUGAACAUGUGCCUCCAUAUGAUGUGGUUCCUUCCAUGCGACCGGUGGUGCUGGUGGGUCCUUCGCUGAAAGGCUAUGAGGUAACAGACAUGAUGCAGAAAGCCUUGUUUGACUUCCUAAAGCACCGAUUUGAUGGCAGGAUCUCUAUUACACGGGUGACUGCUGAUCUGUCACUGGCGAAGCGCUCGGUGCUGAACAAGAAGGCCAUAAUGGAGAGAUCCAACACUCGCUCCAGUCUGGCUGAGGUCCAGAGUGAGAUCGAGAGGAUCUUUGAACUGGCCAAGUCUCUUCAGCUGGUCGUCCUUGAUGCAGACACCAUCAACCAUCCAGCGCAGCUCCUCAAAACCUCCCUGGCUCCCAUCAUCGUCUACGUCAAAGUCUCCUCACCCAAAGUUCUUCAGAGGCUCAUUAAAUCUCGAGGGAAGUCGCAAAGCAAACACCUCAACGUCCAGAUGAUGGCAGGAGACAAGCUGGCUCAGUGUCCACCUGAGAUGUUUGAUGUCAUCCUGGAUGAGAAUCAGCUGGAAGAUGCGUGCGACCAUCUCGCUGAGUAUCUGGAUAUCUACUGGCGUGCUACUCAUCUCCCCUGUUCUGCCCCAGUCAACCCCUUACUGGACCAAAGUGUGAUCACCCCACCUUCAGCUAACUCCAGCCAACAGUUUUCUGAGACUCAGGAGCUGAUAGAAUGAGCACUGCAGCAGACACAGGAGCAGCCUGUGCUGUCGGCUGGCGUCGGACCAGGAAGUCAUAGAGCACAGGGACCAGGGCGCCACCAGGGGGCAGCAGCAGCCCUCAUCUCUCCAAAGCCAGCCACCACCUUCUCCACCUGGGGGCAACAGAAAUGAGCCUCCGGAGAGAAAGAGCAGGAGGCUGGUGAACUGGAGGAAGAGCAGAAACCAAAAUGGGGAGAAGAGCCGGAGGAAGGAGAUCUGACCGGCGCUGCAGAAGACAGAGGAGCCUCCGCCUCACUGCUGCCCCCUCGGCCAGAGCUCCCUGCUCCCACCGUCACGCGACAACUCAGGGCCGCUUUGUACAGCUGCACACACUCUGGUACCACAGACCAGAACAGCAGUGCAGUCACCGUUCACCACCUGCCCCUCACCCUACCUUCCACCCCGACCUUACAGUCCUUCCCUGCUUUCACACUGGAAGUCACAUCCCCCACCUGAGCCAGCCCAUGAUUGUUCCAAGUAGCCGUCCAACACACACAUGGGCUGGCUCAGCUCUCACUGUAGAGAAAUUACACACCUGUGAAGUCAGAGUACGUCAGCAUACAGUGCUGUAGCAAAUCAGAGCCUUCAGUAUAGCAUGAAACAAAAACAGGAACAUCUUCCCAAUGCAGGGUUUCUGUCUGAUACACCUCACUUCCCUCUCCAGCCAAAGAGGACGGAGAGCAACAGAAAAUCAAUUCUCUGUCUUCCAUCUCCACAGCUCCCCAUAGCUGUCAUUCCAAAUGUUUAGCCAAAUGUUUUCUCAAAGGCACAACAAUCGGAGUCGUCACGGUGUCACCAAGGAACAUAAAAACGUUCUUCUUCCUUUAUCGUUUGCUUUCGCUCCCCGUUUAUCCAGUAGCCUUUUUAAACGUACAUUUUUACAGUAACUAUCUGUACUAUUCGUUAUAAUUCAUAUCUUGGUUCUCAGUAUAGUUGAUCACAUAUCAACAGUAAUGCAAAACCCCAUGUAUAAGAAGCACACUCAGUUUAUAUGCAUCUUCAUCACAGCUGUGAAUGUAUAAAUGCUGGUCCAUUGGCUUAGCAAGGAUUAUUUACAAUAACUGGUUUGUUUGCAGAUUCCUGGAGGCAAAUCUUGUAACCUAUUCAAUAUCAGUUACAGUUCUAGGAGACAAGAGGCCUCUUCCAACAAAUAAUACACAGAUUCCAGACAAAUAAAGCUUUAAAGUAAUAUAAUUUAUCACGAAUCAGUUAUUGCACUGUAAUAUAAUUUUCUUAUCCCCAAGAAAUGAAUGAAAUUCUUCUUUCUGACAAACUUUAAUCUACCCAAAAACAUAAUUUCUAAAUACUCCAUCCUGAUUUCUGAUUUUAACCAGGUUUUGUACAUUAUUUUUUGAAAACAAUAGUUGCAUUUAACUGUCUUCGUAUAUUUUCCAGCGUUUGGAGAGCAAAACAAGAAAUUAGCGAGAGAUUUAACAAACAAAAGAUGACUUUAUAAGAAAACUCAUCAUUAAAUAGAUUUACUUCACAAUAUCUGUCGAGUAAUAAUUGAACUAAAAUAAAAACAUCACCCAAAGCUACUCAGUGAGUAACAUGUUUGAUUUUUAGCAUCUCAUUUACAUUUCACUCCUCCCUAAACUUGCUGGUGUGACUGUAGACUCCCAGUGGAGCAUCAGAAUUAAGAUGCUCAAUGAAAGAAAAGAGGCUGUGAAUGCAUCCUUGAGAUAAUCUGAUCUCCGCUGAAGGUCUCUGAGCACAUCAACAGGUUGUAAAGGGUUGCUUCCUAAUCAAAGUAGUGGAUUAUGUCAUUAUUUUUGUUACAAAAACAGCUAAAAUCAGCAUGAAGCUUAUGAGCGCAGCCCCUGGUGAUGUAUUUAUGUUAAUAGAGGUCUUAUAUUCGCUGCUUAGUCUCUUGCCAAACUGCAGGAUAUACCAUAUAUAUGCAUACAUAUCCACAUAAAUUAGGAAUAUGUACAAUUUUCAAAGUUUCCAUGGCCAUCAAUUGUCUCUAUUUUACAUCUUACAGUACCCAUAAAAAUAAAUGCAUCUCAAAAAGCACUAAAAUUCUCACAGUAACGCUGCUGCUCGCAUCAUAUUAAACUUCAGAAUCCAGCUACCGUACCACACAUGUAAAUAACCAAAUGUACGUGCAUGACAUGUUGUAUUCCUGUUCCAUCAGAAGGGCUUCUUAGGACCAUCUUCACACAAACUAAGUCAGUAUGACCCACAUAACCAGUUACAUUAUGCAUUAUCAAGGCUUAACUGUAAAUACUGUAUAUUCAAUAUGCAGAUAUUAUUGUUAUUAUAAUUAUUAUCAUCAAAAUUGCACAAACGCUGACAGAACGUAGAAAGGUUUUAGUCACAGCACACGAUUCUAUAUUAAGCGCCUCAGAAAGCAUGUGUUUAAAUGUAACGUCCGCUCUGUUUUGAAUGAUGCACUGCUUACUUAGGACCACCGUGAAGACUGCUUCCACCGACACCCACAUUCAUUUCUGAAGGACCUAGUUUGAGAUACAUAACUUCUACUUGAUGAAACACAGAGCACAGUACCCUCUUUAGAUAAAACUUUAUAUAUAU
This is a messenger RNA of Amphiprion ocellaris (clown anemonefish), 4028 nucleotides long. RefSeq names its product calcium channel, voltage-dependent, beta 3b (gene cacnb3b). NCBI's taxonomy places the organism in Eukaryota, Metazoa, Chordata, Actinopteri, Pomacentridae. The transcript is spliced from 14 exons. Gene Ontology annotation, cellular component: voltage-gated calcium channel complex. Gene Ontology annotation, molecular function: protein binding; high voltage-gated calcium channel activity. Gene Ontology annotation, biological process: regulation of voltage-gated calcium channel activity; chemical synaptic transmission; calcium ion transmembrane transport. Bases 297 to 1469 code for a protein of 390 amino acids. The record is from RefSeq and is a predicted model, not a curated record.